AUGGCAUUUGGUAGCUCAACUUUGACCAGGUACUGGAGGUUGCUGUUCGUUUAGUGUUGUGAUUUCAGUCUCGUAGCUAGCGUCGACGAAUAGGGGUCGGUGGUCGGAGAUAGACUUACUUUUGUCAACGAUGCCAAGAAUGGAGGACAUUCUAAACCUUCCAGUGCAAGAUCCUCCUUGUCCUGAAUUUUCUGCUGCUCAUAUAAAGUGGGUAAAAGUAGAAGGUGGUCGCCAAGGUGGUGAUGAUAUUGCUUUGAUUCCUUUUGCCAGAGUGGAUGAUUUUGUUAAAGGAGAGUCUUCCAAUGCAGAAUGCCCUGCUAACUUCCGCAUAGAAUCAAGAAGAAAAAGAUCUGAAGGGAGCAUCAGUAAACCGAGGGUUGAUGGAUAUCUCGAAUACACACUAUAUUGGUGUUCUUAUGGUCCUGAAGACUACCGAGAGAGUCAAUCAGCUUUUAGGGAUGGCACAAGUACCAAACCUGCUUCAGGAAAGGGGAGCAGGCCAGGAAGGCGUCACAUGAUGAGGGGCUGCCUAUGCCACUUUACUGUUAAGAGGUUAUACAUGCGACCCCUGCUUGCCCUCAUCAUAUAUAACCAAAGAAGACACGUGGAUAAAACAGGGUCACCUUGUCAUGGGAUGCUUGACAGAAAUGCUGUAGGAACAAGAGCUAUGUAUGCCCCACGAAUUUCAGAUGAGUUACGUCAAAAAGUGAUGUCUAUGCUUUAUGUUGGAAUAUCAUUGGAUGACAUAAUACAGCACCACACAGAGGUGAUGCAGAAGCAAGGUGGACCACAUAACCGUGAUGAUUUUCUCACUCGAAACGAUGUGCGCAACAUGGAAAGGAUUAUUCGUAAUUCUACUCAUGAACUGCAGGAAAAUGAUGAAUACAGUGUAAGGAUAUGGGUUCAACGCCAUCAGAAGCACGUUUUCUACUUCCAAGACAACUCUGUUUCAGAAUCCUUUGUCUUGGGAAUACAGACUGAUUGGCAGUUGCAGCAAAUGCUUCGUUAUGGACAUAAUAGUUUCAUCUCUUUUCAUUCAGCAUUUGGCUCAAAGAAACUUAAGUUUCCCCUUUGUUCUUUACUUGUUUUCAAUACAUCCCAAAAUGCAAUUCCAGUUGCUUGGAUUAUCACAUCAUCCUCAGUUAAUAAAGGCAUACAUAAGUGGAUUGGGUUGCUAUGUGAAAGAAUAAGAACCAGGGAUGCCAGAUGGAAGCCUAGUGCCGUGUUGUUGGAUAAUCCAUCCUUUGACUUUUCUAUCAUAAGAGAGGCUUUUCAAUGUCGCAUCCUAUUAUGCACCUGGCAUGUUCGCCGUGCUUGGAUUAAAAAGCUUCAAAAGAAAUGCAGCAACAUUGAGGUGCAACGUGAGAUGUUCAGGCAUAUGGGUGGGAUUUUGUACAGUGCAAGAUGUGGGCCUAGUGUUGUAGAAGCCAUUGAAGAGUUCAUGCAAAUAUUUGUUGAUCAGUGUGGCUUCAUAGACUAUUUCAAGAGCCAUUGGCUAUCAAAUAUAGAUAUGUGGGUUAAUGGCAUAAAGUCACUCCCUGUAACAACUCCAGACUUGCAUGCUGCAAUAGAAUCCUAUCACCUAAUACUAAAGUCCAGGCUUCUGAAGGAGAAUUAUGCUAAUUUCUGGCCAAGAAUCGAUUGGCUAAUCCACACUUUAACUACUGAAUUUCACUCGUUAUACUGGCUAGACCAGUACAAUGUAGAAACAGGGUAUUUUGAGAAUCUAUGGGAAAAUUAUUUCUCCUCCAAUGCUUGGUAUCUUGCUCUCCACAUUCCAGAUGUUGAUGUACUACUGGAUGAUCAAAAUCUCCAUUUUGCAAAGAUCAUAUCACAGACAGACAGAAGCUUGGUGUAUACAGUUUGGAAUCCUGGUUCAGAAUUUUCACUUUGUGAUUGUUCCUGGUCUAAGCUGGGAAAUCUCUGUAAACAUGUCAUUAAGGUGGCAACUUUCUGUAGAACUCGGCAGGUUGCAAGGCCAUUAUUGUCUGCUCAAGUUUAUAAACAGGCUUUGCUUAAUCUUCUUCAUAACCCCCCAGAUGAUCCUUUAGUUCUUGAUCAUGCCAUUCUACAUGUGGCUCGAUUGCAGCAAGACAUUAAAUCCUUGGAAGACUUGUCGAACAAUGGAUUGCUGCAGCCUUUACCAUCUGAUUUGAGUUCUCAAAUGGCAGAAAAUUCUCUGCUUUUUCAGCAUCUCCACUGACUAGUCCAUCAGAAACAGGGAAACAAGAAACUUUGUUUGGAGUAAAAUUGAUCUUCUUGUGCGUGCAGUAAUCCAGCAAGGGUUAGAAUUUGUUCCUAGAGCAAUUAACGUUGCAUGAGUUCAAAAGGAUAUACUUCUGCUUUUGAAAGUGGUGACUAUAUCAUUCAUUUCAUGAAAUCACACCAUUCUGCCUGCAUAAGUUAAUGCUGCACAGUACUGCCUACACUCUCGAAUAUUCCACCUAAUUAUUUUUUCGGUGGGUGAAUGUGUACUUUGCUCCACGGUCAUUAUGAUAGCAUGUCCAAGCUACUGUCUCACAAACUUUAUGGUAAGUGCAUCGCCUUUUUAGCCUUCUAGGGAUGUGGAGGAUCUCCAGGAUGUCAAAAGAAAUGGAAAGGGCAGGAAUAGAAGGAUCCUAGUAAAUAAAGUCCCCUCGAAUUUAUUCUUUUCUGGUCCCAAGACAUCCUUAAAAUUCAAGCGAAGCUGCGUUUGGUGUGCCAUGGACACUUCAAGGGAUCAUUCACAAAUCUGAUCACUGCACAGAAAGUGCAAGCUCUUAAUUUUCAGAUUAUUGUGAUUUAUCUCACAAAUUCAUGUUCGGCGUUUUGCUGCUUACCAUCCCUGGUAAAUCUUUCCUUUUUCAUUGUUCCUAUCAAAUAUGCUGAAAACUCUGGAUCUUCGACAGCAACUGGGACUGGGAGUUCCAUCGAUUGGUCAUUUGGUUCGAGAAAGUGAUUUUAAGUUCAUGACAUCGUUUGGUAAUGUACAUUGGAGGACCCGACCUAAUAGAUAUUUUUGAGUUUUGCCCUCUGAAUUUUUGCAACUUCAUUGGCGUUGUUUGAAUUUGUAUAUAGUGUAAAAAGUAAAUAUGUAUUUGGCUUUGGAGCUGAAUGUGUUACAUUCAUGCUGGCUCCCUGGCUCCCUGGCUGUAGUUUCUUUCGUGGCUCUGGCUGAGUAGCAUUUACGUACGAUUCCAAUUACUUCAAAUACUCUAUCAUUUGUUGGGGACCC
This is a messenger RNA of Prosopis cineraria, 3214 nucleotides long. RefSeq lists its product as uncharacterized. Gene Ontology annotation, molecular function: zinc ion binding. The record is from RefSeq and is a predicted model, not a curated record. The transcript is spliced from 7 exons. Lineage: Eukaryota; Viridiplantae; Streptophyta; Magnoliopsida; Fabales; Fabaceae. Bases 131 to 2203 code for a protein of 690 amino acids.